GCAGUCUCUCAAAAAAGUCCUUGUUUAAAACCAUUCAUAUUUAUUUCUCCAAACACAAAUAUUCCUCCCAAGAAAAUGGAAAAUUGUAACAAUGGAUCUACAGUUAUUACUGAAUAUGAAGAUCUAUUACCAGUGAUGGCUGACAAGCUCGAUGUCGAGACGUUUGUAUCGGAGCUUUGUGGUGGGUUUAGGCUGUUAGCUGACCCCGAGAAACGGAUGAUCACGUCCGAGAGUUUGAGGAAGAACUCGGCUUUGCUUGGAAUGGGAGAGAUGAGUAGUGAAGACGCGGCAGCUAUGGUGAGAGAAGGUGAUCUUGAUAGAGAUGGGAUGCUCAAUGAGAAAGAGUUUUGUAUUCUGAUGGUCAGGCUCAGUCCUGGGAUGAUGGAAGAUGCAGAAAUGUGGCUUGAUAAAGCACUUCAACAGGAACUUCGAUCACCAUCUGUUUAGAAUUACUGACUUUUUAUGUAGGUUUGUAACAUUGUAUUACAUGCAUCAUGCAUGAAGAACUUUUUGUGGAUGAAUGAAUGUCAAUUGCAGUUUCAAAUAGUCAUCCAAUGAUAAGAUCUCAGAAUUAGCACA
Messenger RNA from Spinacia oleracea (spinach), 579 nucleotides. Its product is annotated as calcium-binding protein KIC-like. NCBI's taxonomy places the organism in Eukaryota, Viridiplantae, Streptophyta, Magnoliopsida, Caryophyllales, Amaranthaceae. The record is from RefSeq and is a predicted model, not a curated record. The coding region runs from base 76 to 447 and encodes 123 amino acids. The transcript has a single exon. Gene Ontology annotation, molecular function: calcium ion binding.